GCCGCUGAUGCUCCUGUCGCCUGAGAAACACUACUCGGUUUUUGGGUGUGGACAGAUAAACUCGGUUUAUGGUGUAUGUAUACCAUCACCACUUGGAACAUUCUUCAUCUACAACCACAAGCACUGCCGCUGACGCGCUUGGUUAAAAUAUAGAAGGCAAAGGAUCUUAGCACCCUUACCUGGAGUUCGCAUAAGAGGACUCUGAAAAAUGCCUUGAGUUGUGGAGGAAAUCUUCUGAGCGAUUCUUCUGGAUGUGACAGAAGCAUAUAGUGAUAUUGGAUCUUGCUAAAUUUGCCGGAUGACUCAUUCAAACAUGGUUCAUCGCCUUUUGUCAAAGGUUGUUAUAUUGAUGUGCGUUAUGCGCGUAUUCAGAGCUGCACCUGCGACAAGAAUAGAUUCAAUAUGGCCUGACAACGAACCCAGCCCCCUUGUUGUUGAUACCAAUGGAGGUUGCUCCGAUCGGGGAUUAAGUGAUGCCUGCAGCCUUUUAAGUAAUGUGUGUAAUACAGGAACAUGUAAAUCUAAAGGCUGUACCUAUGUUUGUGUUUGCCCUGAUGGUUAUGGAGGCAGUUUCUGUGAAACACUUCUGUCGUCCCAACAGUCAAAUGGCAAUGGAAACGGCCACAGUAAUGGAAACGGUAAUGGAAACGGAAAUGGAAAUGGAAACGGAAAAAGCAAAAUAAUUGCUGCCAUUGAUUCUUUGGAUUUCUUGGAUCUUGCUCUGUUUUCGUUUACAUCAAAAGCAACGACAAGUGCCACCACAACUUCCCAACGUCCAACAACAACCACAACAGUUGCAACUACGACGACCCGGGCGACAACUACUCCAGUCCUUACGGAUGCAACAACAAGCAUGACAACAACACAAGCAUUGGAAUCCACAUCAGCGGACGCCUCUACCACAUUUGGAAUUGUAUCUUCAAAUGGUACAACGCCAAGAGUUUUCACAAGCACUCGUCUUACAAGUUCUUCUACAAUCUCGCCACCGACAUCAGUGAUGCCUACAUCAAUCACGACAACAAAAGACACAGACACGUCAUCGACAGACAGUUCUACUCUAGAUACCAUGACAAGGUCAGUCUCUAACAAGGAAUCCACAAUAGGUUCUCAGGCUGCUGUUGCUGCUGACCUUGUACGCCAUAAAGCAGCGCGGGGCAAGUCGUUAACACAACGUAUUGCGCCUAGUGCUUCUACAACAACUGUGCAUCCUACAGAAACAGUUACGUCGUCUCCUGUACUCACUCCUGCUGCAAUCUCUUCAACAAAUAAUGUGUCUAAUGAUGCCUCAACUGUCACCACUACUGCCAAAACAAUAUCGCGUAUCCCAACAAAUGAUGCGGUUACUACGACGUCUUUACCUAUAGAAUCGGGAACGUCAUCCAUUUCACCAUCGUCGUUUCCAGAAACAACAGCAUCAACUACAAACCAGUUAGACAUGACAUUAAUAACUGUGAAUGACUCGGUAACAAACGAUACACAUUUUUCAGCAGAUAUUUCAGCAAUUACGACAACUGACUCCAUUCAGAUAUCAACACAGUCAAGUACAUCAACAAAGUUAACAACAAACAACCAUGUGUCAACAAAUGUAAAACUGGAUUCUGCAUCUUCACAAAUGUCAACAAACGCAUCAUCAAGUUUUGGAACUGAAACUAGCACCGCAUCUGGUCUAUCAUCAUCAGUGUCACCUUCCAGUGUCAUAUCAUCGGGAAAUACAACGAAUGAAAAAACUUUAACAUCUGAAAAUGGGACGACAGUGGUUACAAGUCAUGAGACAACAACAGCAACAAUUGGAACAACACCAAAUGAAACUGACAUGUUACUUGAGAAGACAACUACAGUUACAGCUAUGACGACGACCACCAAUCCUACAACAACAAAAACAUCGACAGGAGCAACAGCUUCAGGCACUGGUACAACUGAGAUGACAUCAUCAAAGAUGAAGACAGUGAAGCACGAAGUACCAUUAAUUUCAAAGUUGAGCACUGGGAUACAACAACAAUCUAGAGGUACAACACAAACAUCAUCUCGGCGGACAACUGCCAUUAUAACCACCUCUUCAGGUAACUUUGUUACAACAUCAUCUUCAGUUACUACUUCUUCCAUACAAGUUAAGCCAAAGACAACACCUUCCACGUCUCAAACAACAACCGUUACUUCAGAAACUGCCAAACCAACAGCUGCAUCAAGUAUGUCUAAUCCACCAACCUCCGCAACCCCAGCAACCGUUAAGCCAAGAGCAACACAACAAUCCCCCAAAGCAACAACUACACCAAGCACAUAUCGCCAACGUGCCACUGAGAUAUCGCCAUCUGCACUUGGCAGUGUUUUAGGAUUUCAACAUGCUUUAAAUAACUGGAGUAACAGAUUUUUAUCUACUCUUCCUGAACUUGUCCCAACUGCAAUGGCAGGCAGACUAAGUGCUCCAAUGGGUCUCGCCGGGACAGUUUUCAACAGACAAACUAAUGGUAGCGAAACCAGUGUCCCCUCCUCAAAAGGUGACAAUGGACAUUCUUCCAAUAGUGACAAUGGACAUUCUUCCAAUGGUGUCAAUGGACAUUCUUCCAAUGUUGACAAUGGACAUUCUUCCAAGGGUGACAAUGGGCAUUCUUCCAAGGGUGACAAUGGACAUUCUUCCAAGGGUGACAAUGGGCAUUCUUCCAAGGGUGACAAUGGACAUUCUUCCAAGGGUGACAAUGGACAUUCUUCCAAGGGUGACAAUGGACAUUCUUCCAAGGGUGACAAUGGAAACUCAAAAGUCGUUGAUAAUAGACAUACAUCUGUAAUUGUGCAGAACAACACUAACAAUGCAACAGAUAUGGUGGUAGCUAAAGGUGAUAAUGGCACGAACUUGCUCACCGGUGGCCCCAGUGGCCCCAAUGGCACUGAUACUGACAAUGGACAUACUGCAAAUGGUAACGGUGAGAAAAAAUUGCAAAGUACUAUUGUUAAUGCAAAUAAUAAUGGUCAUAGUAACAAUGGUAAUGGCACAGACAAUGGUCAUGGUACUGAGGGUGGUUAUAAUGGUCAAGCAAUCGGAAAUAAUGGUGGCAAUGGCAAUGGUCAGAGUUCUAAUGGAAAUAUCGGCAAUAAUGGACAAAAUGGUGAUGGAAACAAUGGGAAAGUAAUACCAUCUUCAUUUGAUCAGGUGUUUGGGCAACUAAUUGAUACCAUAGAAGCUUCUUCAAAUUUUCAUCUGCCUGUGAUGACUAGUGGAGGGAUGCCUUUAGAUUUGCAGAGUCAGCCUGUUCCUGAUCCAAGCGCAUUAGUUUUUACUCUACCAUUGGUUAACGGUGGUCCAGCUCAAAACAUAGGUAUUAGUGCUGCUGUUGUUGGUGAUUCUGGAACUCCUGGAAACGGGGGUCCGUCUGGGACAAAACAAAAUAUGGACUCCAGAGAGGGAACGGCACCACCUCUUGGUGCUAUUACAAGAGUAGACCCACUUGCUGGUGUCUUCCCAAACUGGCUUGGGCUGGAGACACAGAGAGAUAUACGGGAUCUUAUGCAACAGUCAAAAUCAGUAACUAGAGAGCUACAGGAUAUUGUAACACUAAAAAAAGCUUCUGAACCAAAGGCAUCUGGCAUAGAUGGAAAGGACAUAAACACCGAUAGCAAACCAAGGAACAUCUCAUUGGAACCAGAAAGCAAAAACAAGACAUCUGAAUAUUCGGAUGACAAGAAACCCGAAUCGACAGGUGGAAGUUCAAAGCAGGAAUGGUCAGUUCAGAAAGAAAGGGACAGUUCAAAGACACUAAAGAUAGCUUCUGAACCAAAGGCAUCAGGCAGGGAUAGAAAUGAUCAAACCACCGAUAGCAAACCAAAGCACAGCUCAUCGGAACAAGAAAGCAACAAUAAGACAUCUGAAUCCUCGGAUGACAAGAAACCCGAAUCGACAGGUGGAAGUUCAAGGCAGGAAUGGUCAGUUCAGAAAGGAAGGGACAGUUCAAAAAAGUCGGAUUCACCUAAUUCUGAGGACGCGAUGAAGCGUAAGGCUGAACAAGCUGCACAGUUGGAGAUAUUUGGUCAUCAGCUACGAUCAUUGAUAAGACAGGCAUCGUUCAUGCCACAAACCCAGCCUGGAAAUGAUGAAAAGGAUGUUCCAGAUUCCUCCGGAGGACACACAGGGGAGUCUAGUAUAAAUAAACAUUCAGACACAAGUCAUCAAAAGAAAGAAAAACAUAAUUCCAGACCCGUGUUACACGUAAGCAAAGACGAUCAUAUACAUGAUUCAGGAGGAUCUUGAAAAAUGUUCAUAAUACAAAUAAUUCAAACAUGCAGAUUAAACAUUUCUUUUUGAAAUUCUGACAUGUUUUGUUCUUGAAAAAUAAUUGGUGCAUUGCGUUCAACGUAAGUUACAUGUUCAUGGUAGAUCCUGUUCUAAACCUCUCCUGUGUAUUAGGUUUUAUUUACGGAAACAAACAUGUUGUUUGCUGGCGUAAUCUUUUACAUAUUCCACAUAUUUAACCAUGCAAUUCAUGUAGUUUUUAAUAUGAGACGAUAUAUUCAAGUGUUAUCAGUUUUCCUUAACAAACUGCACAUCUGAAACGUGAAAUGACAAAAUGAAACUUUUUUAUUACUGUUUUAUUGAAUAGCAUACUUUGUUGUCGUAAUUAAGAGGAAACAUGCUAUCUCCAACAACUAGUACAGUAUUUUGCCAGUUAUAUUUCUCAAACUAUAUUGUAUGUUUACAUAAACCUUAUUAGUUAAUGAAAGUGAAAAUACUUUAACGUCAUAGUAUGUAUUACGUCUUCCGGGAUCAACUGUUUCUGUUCUAUAUAAACGUCAUACUUGUGCCGGUGAUGAGAUUAAUAUACAAUAAAUCUAUAUAUUUUGAAGUAAAAUUAAGUCUUCUUGAUGUGUAUGUAUUAAACAGAGUUCAUAUAAUUUAUUAAGACAUGUAUUCCAACGGACAGAAGUACCAAUUAUGUGUAUAUCAAAGAAUGUCUAUAAUUAUUAUAUUUGAUUUAUUAUUGUGUCUUUGCAUUAUUAUGUUUUGGCAAUCACAAGGAAUGGUAUGUGAGAUAGUAUGACAUCCACCGCUGUGUUCAUACAGUGCUGACUUUAUCAAUUCAAGUGUUACUUGUGUUGUUCACUACUAAUUGUCUAAAGACUAUUUCGACUUAAAUAUAUCGCGCCAUUUAAAUAAAAGUCCCAUUUGUUGUUGACAUUCUAUUAAGAUCAUUUUGCCAUGUUUAUAAAAAGUUAACGACAAUUGUAAUGAAAUGAUUAUACAAUGAAGGCAGCAUUUCGCAGAAUUUGUUUUAAAAAAAUCAUCUCAUUACUAAUGCUACUUGGUCCUUUGAAUAAGGUGUCUCACUCAUACCAGCAUACUGUAACUGUAAAAAAGGAAUCAUAUUUCCAACACUUAUGUCGCUUCUUCAAAGAUUAUGAUACAAGUGUAGGAUAUGCUGAGGUUGAAUGUAUACUCUUUUAAGAAUGAUACAAUAUGUUAAUAGAAGGGGAACUUUGAAAAUGCGUUGUAAUUAAAGGGUCUAAAUGAUCUGAAACUUACAUGAGGUGUAAUGUGUUUGUUUUUGCACCAUUAUUACACCAUUGAUGUGUAAAAGCUGUCGUUUUGUAGUUUAUGGAUAACGAUCGCCAGCACACGUAGAUCCCUACAAAGCGACCCCUUGUAGCGCUAAGGCGAUCCUAUCUCAUACCUUGCAGAAAUGUAUGACGGUUUUUACUGUUGAUUGCUUUUUAAGAAUGGCCCCUGGUUAUAUAUGCAGACUGUGCAGUGUGUUGAACGCAUCAAUGUUAUACUUGGCGCUGGGUGGGGUCUCACAGAUAGUUUAAUAAUUCAGUAUCGACAGUAUUUAAUUAAGUCACUUAUUAUGUCUGUUUCUAAUUAGAAAGCUCCCUCAAAAUGAAUGACGUCAUCUGAAACAACAUAAGCUCCGUUAUAUCUGCAGCAAACGUAUGCGUCCGCCAUCUUGGACUCACUGUACGGACGCGGCCAUUGAGCUGAACAGGCCUGGGUUGGGUUUUUCCCAGUGAACACUGAUUGACAAAGCACCGCUUUGGAGUUGCUGUUCUCCUGUUGGCUCCUGGUGAAUGGAGCUGUGCGUGAAAAAAGGAUGUCACUAAAUAUGCGUCCUAGUUAUUUUGCUUCCGUAUUCCAUCAUAUAUGGACAGUUCUUCAGUGACAAUGAUUGGCAAAAACAUGUUACAAUAUCCAAUGGAGUAGCAAUUUCUUGAACCAUUGGGAAAAUGUCACAUUGUCAUAUGUGACAUUGUUAUGUAAAUAACGUUGUUUCGAAUUCAUUUGUACAUAUAUUUAAUCUAUGAAUUAUCCAAUAGAAUAAAUCUAUUUAUUUA
Molecule: messenger RNA, 6315 nt
Organism: Haliotis rufescens (red abalone)
Lineage: Eukaryota; Metazoa; Mollusca; Gastropoda; Lepetellida; Haliotidae
Product: cell wall protein IFF6-like
Exons: 2
Coding region: 299-4240 (1313 amino acids)
Source: RefSeq, a predicted model, not a curated record